This is a messenger RNA of Grosmannia clavigera kw1407, 4413 nucleotides long. RefSeq lists its product as uncharacterized. Lineage: Eukaryota; Fungi; Ascomycota; Sordariomycetes; Ophiostomatales; Ophiostomataceae. The coding region runs from base 1 to 4413 and encodes 1470 amino acids. The transcript is spliced from 2 exons. The record is from RefSeq and is a predicted model, not a curated record.
AUGAGCCGUCCUUCUAAUGAGGCGGGCGCGCCUCGACCUGCCUCUGGCCUCGCCUCUCACAACAACAUCCGAUCACGAGCCCAUAGCAUCUCGAGUGACCGACCAUCUACCGUCGGCUACGGCUUGAUGUCGCCACCGAUAUCUGUCUCUCCGGAGGCAGCUUUCAUUGCUGCCUCGGCUGCCUCCCAGAUCGUCACAAACGACCAUGACAGCCACGCCAACACCUGGUACGAUGAGCAUGGCAUUGAGCCAUCAGGGGAGACGGCCAUCGUCACUAAUGCAGCACUGCAACUCAUCAACAACUUUCUUGAUCAGCUUCUCUUCAGCUUUCUCUCUCUUUCCCAUUCCACGUCUCUCGCAGCUUUACGCCCUGCCGUCACCGAGGUUCUCAAGCCGAAGCUUGCAAAAGAUGCCAUCAACCAGGCUGACGAGGAGCUGCGAGAAUACCUUGGGGGUGGAGACGAUGACGACAUGCUCCAGUCACAGCGGCCCACUUCGGCGAAGGACUGGGAUGUAGAACUUGUCUGGAAACGCACACGCCUUCGCUGCAUGGUCUAUUCGUCGCUGGGCGACUUAGAGGAGGAAGAUGAGGACCUUUACAUGGAGCAGGAGCAUCUCGAAACUGCCCACGAUCCCACAAGUGAGACGGUGUCUCCAGCUGUGUCAAUUUUCCUGACAUCGAUUCUUGAAUUCAUGGCCGAACAGGCUUUGAUUUCGGCUAGUCAAGCUGCCUUCCAUCGCAUGCGCUUUAUAUACGAGAAAGACCGCAGGGACCCCACCUCACCAAGACCAACACUAAUCGCAAAUCGAAUUACAGUUGAGGAGGUUGACAUGGAGCGCGUCGCAUUUGAUCGUACCAUUGGGCGGCUGUGGCGAUCAUGGAAGAAGAGAAUAAGGUCUCCCACGAUCGAUGUCCACCACUCCUUGCCGGGACCAUUCUCGGACGAUGCCAGCCGCCCGAGUAUACAUUUGAGGCAGUACAGUGAAAACGUCGAGGAAGGCGCCAAUGCUAAGCUGGCUUCUGAGCUAGUUGAGGCUGAAAACAACAGAACAAAGAAUGAGCCCCGACAGUUGACAAAGGAAGACGGCCACAAUGCAGUGCAGAUACAAGAACAAUCAGAACAUUCGCCACAACACAUCGUGAUACCGCUUUCAGAAAGGGCCACAGCCUAUAUGACAAACGAAGAAUGGCUGAGCGCAGCCAUUGCGGUGCCCCUACCGACCAACGAGAGGGAUAUCGCCGAGAUCCUCAUCCCUGGCUUCACCCACUAUGACGACGAAGAGGCGCCCGUGGACCGUGAUGAUGGAAUCGACGUUCAGGUUGGUAAGAAGUGGGGAAGACUAGACGAUAAGGGACGACGACCACAGAGUCUCUUGAUCCCACCAAGUGCUCUUACGAUUGGACUGCCCACUCCUACUACAUCCGAACCACACACACCCGAGUUGCCUUCUCGGAAACGAGCAAACUCACUGCCAACGCCUACAACGUCACCCUUCUCAUCUCCACGGACGAAGCGGGUCAAGGCUGCCGAAGGCGAUUCUCUAGCUGCUAUGGAGGAAGCCGCUCCGGUCUCAGAAGAGGCAAACGCAGAGGGUGCGAAAGAAUACGUAGCACCUGAUAGUAAGCAGAAGCGCGGUAGACUGGUUCCUCCUCUUAUCACCACCACAAUCGGGGCAGCUAUAACCACAAACUCGGCGAGAGCGGUUCCUAUAGCCGGUAUGAUGACUGAGGAGCAGUCGGACAACGGCGAUGAAAUCGAUGAGGAGUUUGAUGAGUUUACAGAGGAGCCUGAGAUUCUCACAUCUUCUCGCAUUUCUAUUUCCGGCCGCAGCAACUCUCCGACCACGUCCGACCUAGGACGACCACUGUCCAUCUGUCCGAUUCUCUCCCCUGGCUCGCCGAACCCGCAUUCGCCUCGGGUCAUCGAUGUUACUGGUCCCCGCAGCCCCAUCUCGAGAUCGAGGGGUAGCUCGAUUGACGCACAAGAUAUGGUGCUGUCUCUGUCGCGCGUCAGUGAUCUUUCCCGCGCCAGCAGCAUCUCAACUCAGCCUAUUGCUGAAGAGGAUCACAGCCCCUCAGAGGCAACAGCUGCGCCAAAGGUGCCUUUGAUCGGCGUGAAAACGCCGAGGGCCUACAAGAGCGAGUCGAUAUCCGAAGCUGAAGAAGCCGAUGCCGAGCCAGUACAGAGCACGCGCAAAAUUGAAACCGUUUCAGCUCUUGCUGUGAUGCCGAAGCCAAUAGAGGCAGUACAAGCCCAGCCGCAAUUGACCGAACCGGUCAAGGAUUCUGCUGUCUCAGCUGAUGCUUACUCGACCCCGAUUUCGUCACCGCUACACCCGUUGCCGCCUCCACUGGAUUCUAAUUAUGGUACUAAGGUUACGAUCCUGGGCCCCACGGCACUGUCCGGCAGCUUCUUCAUCGACGACACACAACAAGACGAUGUAGCAGAGCAGCCACAGGAAAUUUCAAAAGUAGCCCCGAUUUCGAUUCCCGAACGCAGCUCGAAACGUGAGGCGUUCAAUGCUUCCUCCGUGACAGCAGCUGCAGUAACAGUUGCGGUUGCAACUGCUGCCAGUGCGGGCAGUUUUGUCCAACGCUCCAGGUCCCUACGAGAAACACGUUCUCCUCUCGGUGCUUCGGAGCGCCCCUUGUCUAUCAUCAGCCAAGAACCGGACGUGCUGACCGAGGCUAAUCAAUCUCAAAUGCACGCUCAGUCGUCAGCACAGUCCCCAUCAAGCGAUGCUCAGCCGAGUCAUACAGCGGAUUCUUCGAUGUCGUCGAUAGGAAGUAAACUGAAGCCAGUGCGAACGUCUGAAGAAAACAUUGUCAUCCGGUCUGAGGAUGUUGCUCGCAACUUUGAACAGCUCAUCCAAAGCGACCAAACGAUCCAGUACACUCUUACACCCGAGAACAUGCGUGAUAUAGAUGCAACAAGGUCUUCGUAUGAAGGAAGCAUCCUGCCAAAGAGCAGGAGAAGCGAGGAUACUCGGCCAACUGGCGACCGAUCGCGGUCAUCAUCGUUGGCCACCAACAAGCAGUCAGACAUCAGACGAUCGCCGUCUAUUGCCUCGCGGACAACGGCAAACGAAGCGUUAUCAGCAGAGACGACACAGAACCAACGGCUGAAUGGCCCAGUGCCGCGCCUACCACAUCGCCUUACGGCGUCGGUGUCAUCUGCAUCGUUGAGAUCGCGACCCAACGCGCCACAGGCCCGAGAUGCCAGAAUCCCUCAAGAAUCGCUUGCGGAUUUCGCCGAGUUCAUCCGGGCUACGGGCCCGUCGGUUGAUGAGGGGCGCAGUGCAGUGCUGCGUAAGAACAGCGGUGGUGGUGGCGGAAGGCCAACAACCAGUACUUCACGCAAUGUCAGCAGCCCAGCAACGAUGAUCAAGAGUAGUCUCGGCAGGAAAUUGUCGGCGGCUGGAAGCAGCCGUUCACGUUUCCAGGCGCGCGGGGCGACAGUAGACUACAAGGACGACAAGUCUGAUCUGAUCGACUUCAUUCGCCGCGGACCUCCAGAGACAGCCGAAAACCCUCGGAUCCCUCGGACAGUGGCCCCAUUCCAGACUCCGAUGGAUUCAGACCAGAUGGCAGGCGCAGCCGGUGGUCGGGCGGUCGAUGCCACGAUCUCCAGUCUCCGCUACAGCGCAUCCACCAAUGUGACGGAAAGCUCGGUGAACUCGUCGACCGGUCUUCUCAGGAACAAGGCUUCGCCACCUGGCGGUGCGGUCAGCAAUAAUAACACGUUUGACGCACCGGAUGCAAUGCCGAAGCGGAAGACGCGCCGGGUCAAGGAUCCCUAUGCGAUUGAUCUGAGCGACGAGGAUGAUGAAGAACUGUACGCCAGUGUUGGGCGUGGACCCAAGCCGGCGGCCAAGGAAGAGAGUCUGCUGGACUUCCUGAACAGUGUUCCGCCACCACCGGAGCCGCAGCGACGACCUUUCGACGUUCCGCAGACACGAUCACAGAAACAGGCACCGCGAAAGAAGGCGAGCACGUCAAGCCUGAUGUCACGGUUUGCUUGGGGCAGCAGCAGUCAUAGUCACUCCGGAAGCACGGGCGGACGCGGACUAUUCUCCAGCAGCGGUGGAGAAGGGAGCUCGUUCAAGGGCAGCAGAUCGGAAGCGCGAUCGUUGAGCAGUCGUGCUGGGUCGGCCAUCAUGGGUCGUGGACACGUUCCGAUUCAGGCGCACAUUCCGGAGAACGUGGACAAGUACGGUACAACGACGGUGGUGUCUAGCACUACCAAUGGGGUGAGCACCAGCCUUAACAACAACACCGGUACUGCUGGAAGCUCUGGGCGGGUGCUAGGAAAGAAGUAUGAGCCACGAGAGGCUCAGAAUGUGCCGUCUGCUACGCGAGACCUGGCCGAGUUCUUCCGCAAUUCUGGGCCAGCACAGCCGCAACGAGGGUAA